CUUCCGCUUUAGUCGUGCUGUCACUCACAGCCGCCUUUCCCGCCCGGGGGUGUGACAUAGCGCUUUCUUCUCCGCUGGUUCUGCAGCUCCGGAGUGAGAGACGCUGAGUUGCCGGGCUGCGGAGGUUCCGAGUCUGGCGCUGCGAGCUGCGGAUCUCGGCGAGAUUUCGCACUGCCUGUCGUCGGCAUUUCGUUAUAAUCGGUAGCGGAUCACUUUCCUAAGACCCGGGAAGAACAAAGGAAUAAAGAAGGAGACGCUCGGCUCCCGGCCGUCUUGCUCUGAGUGGCUUUCUUUGCCGCUCGCUCCUGUUCGGAGAAGCGGAGAAGCUGGGUUUAUAAUCGUCACCGGAUUGUAAGUACCCAAGGCGAAGAAAGCUUACUGCGUCCUGCUUUUUGAAUACCUUUGUUCUGGGAGAGAUUGUGGAUUGGGAGUGUCUGCUGGGCCUUACUUUUUGUGUCAAAAAUCAUUCCGCAGAAGCCGCCAUUUGCUUUCCUGCUAGCUAGCUCCGUCUGCAUUGUCCGGCAGCGGCAUCUAGAGGUCGGAACUUGCAUUGCAGCUAAUAGAUUUAAGUGGACCUAACUGAUUAGUGUUCCUAACGACUGGAAUUUAGUCACAACGUGUUUCUAAAGACUUGGGCCUUAAUUCAAAAUUAAGACAGAAUAGACGCUUAGCCCUGUUCUGCUUUAAACUUUUUUGUAAUUAAGGAUUUCAGUUCGUAACAAACUGGUCUUUCUAAUUGUUGGCAAUAGCUGGAACUUUUAGUGCAACAAGUGGUUGUUAGAGAAGUGAGUCUCAAAGACGUAAAGAUGAGUAAGAGCAAAGAUGAUGCUCCUCAUGAACUAGAGAGCCAGUUUAUCUUACGGCUACCUCCUGAAUACGCCUCUACUGUGAGGCGGGCAGUACAGUCUGGUCAUGUCAACCUAAAGGACAGACUGACAAUUGAGUUACACCCUGAUGGACGUCAUGGAAUAGUCAGAGUGGACCGGGUCCCACUGGCCUCAAAAUUGGUAGAUCUGCCGUGUGUUAUGGAAAGUUUGAAAACCAUUGAUAAAAAAACCUUUUACAAGACAGCUGAUAUAUGUCAGAUGCUUGUCUCCACGGUUGAUGGUGAUCUCUAUCCUCCUGUGGAGGAACCAGUUGCUACUACUGAUCCCAAAGCAAGCAAGAAAAAGGAUAAGGACAAAGAGAAAAAGUUUAUAUGGAACCAUGGAAUUACUCUGCCUCUAAAAAAUGUCAGAAAGAGAAGGUUCCGGAAGACAGCAAAGAAGAAGUAUAUUGAAUCUCCAGAUGUGGAGAAGGAAGUGAAGCGGUUGCUAAGUACAGAUGCUGAAGCUGUGAGUACUCGUUGGGAGAUAAUUGCUGAAGAUGAAACAAAAGAAACAGAAAAUCAAGGCCUUGAUAUAUCUUCUCCAGGAAUGUCUGGUCACAGGCAGGGCCAUGACUCAUUAGAACAUGAUGAGCUUCGGGAGAUAUUCAAUGACCUCAGCAGCAGCAGUGAAGAUGAAGAUGAGACGCAGCAUCAAGAUGAAGAAGAUAUAAACAUCAUCGACACUGAGGAAGAUCUGGAAAGACAGCUACGUGACAAGCUGAAUGAAUCAGAUGAACAGCACCAAGAAAAUGAGGGAACCAAUCAGCUGGUUAUGGGAAUUCAGAAACAGAUUGAUAACAUGAAAGGCAAACUCCAAGAAACCCAGGAUAGGGCAAAACGACAGGAGGAUCUCAUUAUGAAAGUGGAAAACCUGGCUCUCAAGAACAGAUUUCAGGCUGUGCUGGAUGAACUCAAACAAAAGGAAGACCGAGAAAAGGCACAGCUCAGCUCUUUGCAAGAAGAGCUGGAAUCACUCCUCGAGAAGUGAGAAGAGCUCUCAUAAUUUCAUUCCUUAGGCUGCUCAGCAUUGAAAGAAGAAUCUUGGUUUCAUCACUUGGACUAGAUUUAACUGUGCAGUAGUUCUCAUUUUCUCCACUGUCUUCUACUGAAUUUGUCUUACAGACAAAUACACAUGUGAAUUGCUAUCUCAUUUUCUGUCAGAACCACUUUGCUGUUUAUCCUUUAGGAAGUAGGAAUGUAUAGACAGAUAAAUGAUUGUAGGAAAAUUGUAGGAUUAGUGGAAUAAACAGUUCAACCUUAGUAAUCACAGCUUCACCGCAGGACUUUGCUGUUUCUCCAUUUGCCAUAAAUGGCUGUUAAGCGUUUGUCUGUGAUGCCAUCCAAGAUCAGUAAGCGGAGUCAAGUCUGCAGAUUGAAGCUAGUUUGCAUGUUUUCCCAUGAAGUGGUAGCUAUUUUCCCAGCUAUUCAAAGCAUUCUUAUGUACAUAGGGUUGCACAUCAUUUCAUAACGCUGUUUUAGCACAAUAAAUAAAAGCAACUAAUUUUCACCUCA
Molecule: messenger RNA, 2380 nt
Organism: Mirounga angustirostris (Northern elephant seal)
Lineage: Eukaryota; Metazoa; Chordata; Mammalia; Carnivora; Phocidae
Gene: TAF7
Product: TATA-box binding protein associated factor 7
Exons: 1
Coding region: 807-1856 (349 amino acids)
Biological process (GO): transcription initiation at RNA polymerase II promoter; RNA polymerase II preinitiation complex assembly; regulation of transcription by RNA polymerase II
Cellular component (GO): transcription factor TFIID complex
Molecular function (GO): RNA polymerase II general transcription initiation factor activity
Source: RefSeq, a predicted model, not a curated record